ACUCAGUACUUGGGCAUAUUCGAGACUGGCGGCAAAUCGUUCGCGCGUGGCGUCGUUCUUCGUUCGUGGCGUUUCAGACGGUCUAACGUAUACGGGACGAAAUGGCGAUGGCAACGAGUCAAGUCAAGGGCAGUGGAUGGCCGAGGCGGGCGAGUAAUAGCUCUUUCGAGGGGAAAGUGGUGCAGAAUCAAUCUGUGACCAUCAACAGAACUGUCAAUCUUGCAGUCCCCGUGCAACUAAAAAGAACAGGCCUCAUAUAUCCUUUGACAAACUAUACAUUUGGAACAAAAGAGCCACUCUUCGAGAAAGAUCCGUCAGUACCAGCAAGGUUUCAGCGCAUGAGAGAUGAAUUCGACAAGAUCGGCAUGCGGAGAAGCGUAGAAGGUGUCUUACUGGUGCACGAACACGGAUUGCCGCACGUUCUUCUUCUCCAACUCGGCACGACAUUCUUCAAAUUACCUGGUGGAGAACUCAAUACAGGAGAAGACGAGGUAGAGGGCCUAAAACGGCUCCUUACAGAGACCUUCGGACGACAGGAUGGGGUGAAGCAGGAAUGGGUUAUAGAAGAUACGAUUGGCAAUUGGUGGCGUCCAAACUUUGAGCCGCCUCAAUAUCCAUAUGUACCACCUCACAUUACAAAACCAAAAGAACACAAGAGAUUAUUCCUUGUACAAUUGCAGGAAAAAGCUCUUUUUGCUGUUCCGAAGAAUUACAAAUUAGUUGCUGCACCAUUAUUUGAAUUAUAUGAUAAUUCACAAGGAUAUGGACCCAUAAUUUCAUCUUUGCCACAGUCAUUGUGCAGAUUUAAUUUUAUCUACAUGUAAAACAGUUAUAUAAGAUCAACAAUACCAGACUUAGAUUAUGAGGAUUAUUUUAAGAAUAGUUAUGUAUGUGUAUGUAUGAGAAGAUGAAUGAUUUGAGAAAUUCUAUUAUACGUACAAAUAUAUGUUGUAUGUACAAAUAUAUUGUAUGUACAAUUUAUGGCAGAUCAUAAAUUAAAUCAUUUUUCAAAUAGUA
Odontomachus brunneus is the source of this 1017-nucleotide messenger RNA. It is a transcript of the gene Cpsf5, whose product is annotated as cleavage and polyadenylation specificity factor subunit 5. Gene Ontology annotation, cellular component: mRNA cleavage factor complex. The transcript has 7 exons. The record is from RefSeq and is a predicted model, not a curated record. Bases 102 to 824 code for a protein of 240 amino acids. Lineage: Eukaryota; Metazoa; Arthropoda; Insecta; Hymenoptera; Formicidae. Gene Ontology annotation, molecular function: mRNA binding.